AAAUAUUUGAUAGAACGAGAGCUUCGAAGUGUGCCCGUCCAGCUAUGGCUGCUUUGGUUCCAACACUGUUCCCACUAUCUGCUGGUUCACCCCUUCGCUUUUAUCAUUUGCGAAAGCCUAAACCUUCCUUGCUUCUUAUCUCCUGCUCAAGAAAAGCCCUAUUUCGAUCUAGUGGCACAAUUGUAUUCUCCGGUGGCCGGAAUUUGAUACCUCUUUCGAUGGCAGCCACUGUUAACGAUGAGUAUCAGGCAUAUUCAGUGAAGCCUCUCAACUUACCUCUGACUUUCGUGCGCCUCGCUGUCUCUGUAGUGCUGUUUAUUGGCUUUGGAUUUUGCAUUGGCAUUCGUGUAAGUUCUGCUUCUCCGCCUACUCUUCCCGCCUCUUCUUCAUCGCUUCAAGAUAACCAGGCAACGGAAGAUGAACAUGAAGGAAGAGAACAGGAUAACAACACGGAAGAUAUUCUAGAUAAGGAUUUAGAAGCAGCUUUUAAUGCUUGGAAAUCUAAAACGUAUGCAUUGACUGUGCCUCUCAGAAUUGUUGCUCUACGCGGUUCUGUGCCUCCAUCAUGGAUCAAGGACUUCAUAAAAUCUCAGGGGAGAAGGCUAAAGUUUAAUGUGAAGUAUAAUACAAGUCUCGAGAGUAUUUUCUCUAAUCUGUCAAUUCCGUUUACUAAAGGAAAUAUUGGGCCUGCCUCUGCUUUGGCAGCUGAUAUUGUUGGUAUCGGUGACUCCUGGCUUAAAUUUGCCAUCAACAAAGCUAUAAUUGAACCAAUACGUGAUGUUGAUGACCAGGAUUGGUUUAAAGGCCUCGAUGAGAGAUGGAAGGUAUACCUACGCAGGAAUAGUGAGGGAGAAAUUGAUCCUAACGGUGACAUAUGGGCUGCUCCUUAUCGAUGGGGCUGCAUGGUUAUAGCUUACAAGAAAAACAAAUUUCGGAAGCAUAAUUUGGCUCCUAUAGAGGAUUGGGCAGAUUUGUGGCGGUCAGAACUUGCAGGAAGAAUCUCUAUGGUCGAUUCUCCCAGAGAGGUUAUUGGUGCAGUUUUGAAGUAUAUGGGAGCCUCAUACAAUACAAACGACAUUAAUUUGCAAGUAAAUGGCGGGAGAGAUGCUGUUAAGCACAAUCUAGCCUUACUUGGAAAGCAGGUUCGGCUGUUUGACAGCGUUCACUAUCUGAAAGCUUUUGGAGUUGGAGAUGUGUGGGUAACUGUUGGAUGGAGUAGCGACAUCAUUCCUAUUGCCAAGCGCAUGUCUAAUGUCACAGUAGUUGUUCCAAAAUCUGGAGCUAGCUUAUGGGCAGAUCUUUGGGCAAUUCCAGCUGCCUCUCGGAUUCAAACAAACCGGAUUGGCGGCCGAAUCCGGGGACCAUCCCCACUAAUCCAUCAGUGGAUAGAGUUCUGUCUGCAAGCUGCUAGAGCACUGCCCUUUAAACAAGAGGUGGUCCCAGGUGCCUCUCCUAAUGCUCUUCAUGUUCCUUCGGCUAAUGUUCCCACCGAGCUUACAAAGGGUAAACCAAGACUAGAUACCAAUCUCAUUGCCGGAGCCCCACCGCCUGAAAUACUAGAUCGGUGUGAGUUUCUUGAGCCAUUGUUUGAUUCAACGAUAUCAGAUUACCGCUGGUUGCUUGCUACCAUCCAAGAACCUAACCGUGGAUUAGUACAUAAAGCGCGCGAGUUUAUUUCAUCGAUGACUAAAUUUCCUGGUAAAUCUGAUCCAAAAUUGGCUUGAAUAUUCGUUUAUUUGGAUAUGGAAUGCUGAUCAAGGAUCCUGUCAGUUUGAAAUGUAAUAGAUUUAAUGUAACAAGAAACUAUAGAAAUGCCAAUGUGUGGUUUAAGUGCC
Prosopis cineraria is the source of this 1835-nucleotide messenger RNA. RefSeq lists its product as uncharacterized. The record is from RefSeq and is a predicted model, not a curated record. Gene Ontology annotation, cellular component: periplasmic space. The coding region runs from base 45 to 1724 and encodes 559 amino acids. The transcript has 7 exons. Lineage: Eukaryota; Viridiplantae; Streptophyta; Magnoliopsida; Fabales; Fabaceae. Gene Ontology annotation, molecular function: polyamine binding. Gene Ontology annotation, biological process: polyamine transport.